GGAUAGGCCGGGGAUUUGUGUCGAGGAGCUUUUGGCGAAGCGAACAGUUGAGUUGAUUCUUGCGAGCCGGGUUGUGGGUUUGGAAGAGGAAUGGCGGCGAGCUUGGCCAACUUUUUUUUUUGUCUCCAACCGUUGACAAGUCUGGUCUGGGUAAGGAGCAGCAGCAGGGCUAGCAGACUAUUGCUGAUGGGCUCAGCUCAUGCGCGUUUUCGAGUCCUGUUCCUGCAUCAGGCGGUUUCUGCUUUCCCGUUUCUCUUUUGUCAUAGACCACAGUCACAAAGUUCUUUUGCCCAUUUCCCGUCCGUGUCUGAGCCAAGCGUCACUUGGUGGAGCCGCCACCCCAUUCCAAGCCGUCAAGCCUAUUGUUCGCCUCGUUUCGAAGCCUCCCCUUUGCCAGAGCUAGCUUCUCGAACCUUGGCGGAAAGUCGGGCUUGUGGAUGGAAUGGGCAGAGCGAGGUCCGACGAUCGCUGAAUUUUUCCCAGGAGGGCGCGCCGCUUCAGUUUCUCCGCCAGUUCGUAGCGCUCUUUUGCAAGUUGGGGAGACAAAACAGGCUGAAGACCGGCGUGUGUGCCUGCAGAAUCGAGCAAAGCGUAGGCUGGGGUGACUCAAGGCGGCAUAGCCCGGCGCAGGUAUUGUGCUGGUGGCCUGAAUGACGCCGCCGAGCAUAUCUCCGGCACGUCGUGGUGACAUGAUGCUGACGAAAAGAUGAAUGACUUGGAUCGGCCAAGAGGGUUGAGAUCCGCAUUCUGCGCAUAAGGUACCUGCCCUGU
Trichoderma harzianum CBS 226.95 is the source of this 771-nucleotide messenger RNA. RefSeq lists its product as hypothetical. Bases 91 to 654 code for a protein of 187 amino acids. The record is from RefSeq and is a predicted model, not a curated record. The transcript has a single exon. NCBI's taxonomy places the organism in Eukaryota, Fungi, Ascomycota, Sordariomycetes, Hypocreales, Hypocreaceae.